UUGAAGAAGUAAAAAGCGAUUAGACUUCUUUAUACAUAUCAUAAUAUAUGAAAUCCAAUUAUGAAUCAUCUAGCUAACAAUUCUUACAGUGAGAAUGAAAGCGAAGAACAAAACUUGGAUCUUAGUGAUUUAGUUGGAAAUUUCGGUAAAUGGCACGUAAUAAUUAUGUCAAUCGCAGCGUAUGUAAGCUUACCUGGUGCAUGUUACAAUAUGAGUAUGGCUUUCCUCGCUCCCAACGUCGAUUACUGGUGUGAAAAUUCAUUCGAAUAUUUUAAUUUGACAACAGAAAAAUGGAAAAAUCACAGCAUUCCUGUUGAAAUAAUUAAUACUGUGAAAAUAUCGAACACGUGCAAAAUGUAUGGUUUAUCAAUUGAGGAAAAUACAAGUCAAAUCGCGUGUACAUCGUUACGUUAUGAUCACACCUUCUACAGAUCGACGAUAAUCGAAGAAUGGGAUCUGGUAUGCGAAAGAGCUUGGUUAGCUUCUUUAGCGCAGUCUCUUUAUUACUUUGGAUUUUUGAUAACUGGUUUACUUGGUGGACAAUUGUCUGACAGGUACGGAAGGAAACCUAUUUUCUAUAUUAGUGUAGCGUGGACGUUUCUUUUCGGAUUGAUAAGUGCAUUUUCACAAAACUUUUGGAUGUUUGCAGUUUGUAGAUUUUUCCUUGCUAUAGGAAGAAUGACUACAUUUUUAACAAUAUAUACACUGGUAAUAGAAACAGUUAGAAAAGAACACAGAGUAAAUGUGCGCUUAGUAUGUUUUGCUUCGUGGAUAUUGGGACAGAUGUUUCUCGUUACACUUGUAUGGAUUUUCAGACAUUGGUUUUAUAUAGAAUUGAUACCUGCUUUAUGUUAUUUAAUUAUCCUUCCUUUUUGGAGGAUAAUGCCAGAAUCUCCAAGAUGGCUUCUUUCUCAAGGAAGAAUUGAUGAAGCUGAAGAAAUACUUGAAAGAGCUGCGAAAUUGAAUAAAAGAAAAAUAGAAAAUUUGAGUUAUAAAUUAAAAAUGAUUUCAGAAAGAAUUAUAAAAGAGAGCAAAGGAAAAGAUAAUAAACAAGUUACUGUUUUGGACAUAUUAAAAUAUCCUAAUUUAAGAAGACUUACAUUAAUUUUAUUCAUUGUUUGGAUAUCGAAUGUAUUGUCGUAUUAUGGAUUGGCAUUCUCGGCUGAUGAUAUUGGAGUAGACAGCUUGUCAUUUUAUUUAUUCGUCGCUCUAAUACAAAUACCAGCCUGUAUGCUUUAUUUUUACAUUCAACGAUACGUUACUAGAAGAUUUAUGUUAAUUGCUCCAAUGACAUUGACUGGAUUGAUAUGCCUUAUAGCUAUUUCUGUCCCAAAAGAUUAUUCGAUAAUUCUUAUUAUUUUAACUGUUAUAUCGAAAUUUGGUAUGGCAAUAUCAUUCAUAUCCAUAUAUUUACUGCCUGCCGAGAUCUAUCCAACUGUUGUACGUAACGUUGGUUUAGGAUUGUGCUCAAUGAUGGGUCGCAUAGGCGCCAUAGCGGCUCCAUUUAUGAAGGAAGCGGCAGUCCACGUACACAGAGUUUUUCCUCUCGCUUUAUUUGGAGGAAUUUCUAUACUUGGAGCUCUAUUGGUAAUAUUCUUGCCGGAGACGAAAGAUUUGGAAUUAACCGAUACAUUGGCUCAAAGUGAAAAUACUGGAAGAUUUGGAAGAAAGCGUACAUUUUACAUAUGUGUGGUAUGGACGUUUAUCUUCGGUAUGAUAAGUACAUUUUCUCAAAAUUUCUGGAUGUUUGCCAUAUGCCGAUUUUUUCUUGCACUGGGAAGAGCAUCUUCGUUUUUGAUUAUCUAUGUAUUGUCAACGGAAGUGGUUGGAAAAGAAUAUAGACUUUUGGUUGGAUUAUUUGGUACAGCUGGAUGGGCAUUAGGGCAGAUGAUUCUUCCUGGGCUUGUGUGGCUUUUCAGAGAUUGGUUUCAUAUUGAAUUAAUAUCUGCUUUGUCUUUCAUAAUUUUCUUUCCAUUGUGGAGGAUAAUUCCGGAAUCUCCAAGAUGGCUUCUUUCCCAAGGUAGAGUUAACGAAGCUGAAGAAAUACUCAGAUAUGCUGCCAAGUUGAAUAAAAGAAAUGUAGUCAACUUAAAUGAAAAAUUACAAUCGAUAUCAGAAAAGAUUAUGAUAGAGAGCGAAGGAAAGGAUAAUAAACAAAUAACAUUUUUGGAUAUAAUGAAAUGUCCUAAUUUAAGAAGAAUAAGUUUAAUUUUAUAUACCGUUUGGAUAUCGAAUGUAUUGUCGUAUUACGGAUUGUCAUUCUCAGCUGAUGAUAUUGGAGUAGACAGCUUAUUAUUCUUUUUUCUCGCUGCUUUAGUAGAAAUACCAGCAUGUGUGCUUUAUUUCUACUUUCAGCACCAUAUUGGUAGGAGGCUCAUGCUAAUUAUUCCCAUGGUGAUAACCGGAUUAAUAUGCCUUAUUGCUAUUUCUGUUCCAAAAGAUUUUUCAAUCAUUCUAAUUGUUUUAAGUGUUGUAUCAAAGUUCAGUAUGUCGAUAUCAUUAAUUACCAUAUACUUAUUACCCGCUGAGAUCUAUCCAACUGUUGUACGUAAUGUUGGUUUAGGAUCAUGUUCAAUGAUGGGGCGCUUAGGAGCAAUAGCGGCUCCAUUUAUGAAAGAAGCAGCAAUCCAUGUACAUAGAGUCUUUCCUCUUGCUUUGUUUGGAAUAAUAUCUAUAUUUGGAGCUCUAUUGGUAUUAUUAUUACCAGAGACAAAAGAUUUGAAAUUGACUGAUACCUUAGCACAAGGCGAACAUGUAGGAAGAUGUACAACUUAUGUUCUUGUAAAGAAAUCAGAAAAUCAAGAAGCAGUGGAGGAUAAUAGUACAGCAAAUAAGUUAAUUUAAAAUAUCCAAUAAUAAUUAAUGGAAAUGAAAUCGGUAUAUCUCAUAUUUCUUCGAAAAAUGCAUUACAAAACAUUAAACUUCAUCACGGGUAAAUUGUUAGAAAAAAAAUAAUAAAUAUGAAUAGUCAUUUGCAUAAAAUUUUAUUAAAAAUCUCAAAUGCAAGGACUCCAAAUUAUGUUCAGUUGUAAAAAGUAUUGAGCAUGUUGUGUUGAAGUUGUUAUAUUUUUGUAAUAUUCAGUUAUUUGCAUCAUUAACUUUUUGUCUAUAAUUUACACUAAAGUAGGUUUGCAGUUUUUAAAUACAAAGACAAUAAACUAAAUCAAAGUGAAGCCCUUACUUUCUAAUAAAAAGAAGGAAAAUAAAAUAAAAGCAAAACAUAUUAAGUAACGUAAAUUUAAAUAAGGAUUAUGUACGGUAUAAAAUGGAUAAAUGUUAAUAAUUAAUUUAUAGACAUCGGUAAAUUUAUAGUGUAAUUUUAAAAAAGUAUUUAAAAGUUUAUUAGAUUUAAUCUAAUUGCGAAUUGUAUUUUUAGCAAAAUUUUUCAUUUAAAAUUAUAAGCGUUUUGCAUUGUGUAAACAUUCUCAUAGAAUUGUCAAAAGAUGUCUCCAGUAUUGUUACUUUAAUUUAUAAAAAUUACAGUUUAUUAAUACUAAGAAAGAUUUGAGAAAUCGUUGUAAAGAAAGCAAAACAACAGACAAGGACUCUUGCUCGACUUUCCCUGCACCCAAACAGGAGUUAAUAAGACCAUUAGGAAUACGGAUAAUUUUCAAUUAUGUUACGAUAUAAUUCAAUGCUAUAAUAUAAAAUUUACAUUUAAAAAAUAAUAAUUUUGUCGAAUUGCGAUGAAAAUCUUCAUUUUAAAAAAUAAUGCGAAAUUCCACAAAUUAUAAAAAAAUUAAUGUGUGAUGCCAUCUGUUAUUAAAUAUACCGAACUCCCGAUUAUCGAUAAAGAUUUUAUUGUGGGACCUCAAAGUUUUACUGUUGAAUACAAGUUGAAAACCCCUGACCAAUUCUAUACAAUAUCGAUUCCACAUUUUAUACUCUAAUGAUGAUUGAUUUUGUACUCACAAUAGUAAAACAAUUGUUUAAAUCUUUAUAAUUAGUUAUUCUUCUGUUUUUAAUUGAACAUACACUUUUUACACGAUAAAUGAAACAAUUAAUUAAAUUAACUUCUCCCUACGCGAUGUUUAUAGUCCUUGAACACCUAUCAUUAUGACUGUAGUAAUCAAUACAUAUUUUGACUAUUUUAAUGCUCAAAAUUGUUUUCAGUGUAGAGCACCAUUAUUAACUGUAAAUUUGCAAGCUUAUGAAAUACUAUUCACGAACGAUAAUUUUAUACCUCCUUUUUUUUAAAUUAUUUUAUAACAGUUUAUUUAUAUUUAAUAUUAUAACGAAAAUCAUUUAAACAUGAAAAUCCUCUUCAAAAAUAUUAAAAGUGUUUCCUGUAACAAAAUAUAAUUGUGUUACUCAAAAAUAUCUGAUAACACUAUAUCUUUAACAAGUAAUUUUGAAACAGUAUUAGUUACUAGAAUUUAACUCUGUAACGAAAAUUAUUAUAAACUAAACAUGCUCUUCAGGAAGAUUUUUAGACAUAUUUACUGUAACUAAGGAUAAUUCUGUUACGAAUAUCUGAAUAAACUGUGUCUUCCAUACUUUAAUAAACAUUGAUUUAUUUGAUAUAAAUUAUUUCGUAUCAUGCGUAAUUUUUUUAAUUCUUUACUUGUGAUAAGUUGUUAUCCAAUUGUGAAUUUUUAGUUAUUGGUAAAAAUAAGGUCAAAACUAUGCUUAUAAUAAUAAUCGUUUCAAAAAAAAAGGUUAAACAAUGCAAAGGGAAAUAAAAUAUGAUCAUUUAUGCUUAAAGAAAUUAUAUAGUAUUUCAGAUUAAAAAACGACAGAAGCUGGUAUUGUAGCCAGGGAGUAGAAUAGUAUGUUUACACCGAUAUCAUAGACUGAGAAUGAUGAUUCAAAAUAUGAAAGAACAGUUGUUAUUCUGUAGAAGAAAUGUUAAAUUACGAAUAAUUAAACGUUCUGUCUUAUUUUUGUUAAUUCGUUUUAUUUAAUUCUGGUAAUUGUGUUUCUUAUUUAAGUGUUUUUUUGGCAAUUUUAUGGUUUUAUUUCAUAUAUAAUUGUGUACAAUUAGCAUCUGCUUUUAUUAAUUUUGCUGUACAGCACAGUUUAUAAAUAGAAUAGCUAGAGCUUAAUUGUUACGAAAUAUUAAACAGUAUAAAUUAUUACAUAUUUGUAACAUUUCAUUAAACCCGGUAUUGUGAAAAAGCAUAAAAACAAUAACGGAUAAAUUCUAAAAUCUAAUUUAAUAAUUAUUAUAUGAAUAAUUAAUUAAUCUUC
Messenger RNA from Centruroides sculpturatus (bark scorpion), 5190 nucleotides. RefSeq names its product organic cation transporter protein-like. Gene Ontology annotation, biological process: transmembrane transport. The transcript is spliced from 18 exons. Gene Ontology annotation, molecular function: transmembrane transporter activity. Bases 61 to 2844 code for a protein of 927 amino acids. NCBI's taxonomy places the organism in Eukaryota, Metazoa, Arthropoda, Arachnida, Scorpiones, Buthidae. The record is from RefSeq and is a predicted model, not a curated record. Gene Ontology annotation, cellular component: membrane.